AUGCUACAAUUUACACUACUAAGACUACUACUACUAUUACUUCUACUGGUUAUACACCAUGUAUCAGCAUCCAUUUAUAUGGGAUUCCCAUUUAAUGAACAACUUCCAAAUGUAGGAAGAGUUGAUCGGGAGUAUAGCUUCACUAUGGCCAAUACAACUUAUAAAUCAAACAACUAUGGAGACAUCACUUAUGAAGUUUCAAAUUUACCUGACUGGCUAUCAUUUGACUCUGACUCAAGAACGUUUACUGGAAUACCUAGUGAGUCAGAUGUUGGGGAAUUUGAUAUCACAAUUGUUGGUACUGAUCAAAGUGAUCAGUCCACUUUAUCCAACAACUACACCAUGAUUGUAUCUAAUGAUACAGGUAUACAUGUAAACUCAGACACUAGUGUAUUUCAACAAUUGGCCCAAUAUGGUCAUACCAAUGGAAAUGAUGGUUUAGUUGUCAAGCCAGGCGAUAAGAUCAACUUGAAAUUCAGCAAAGAUACAUUUAAAGAAUUUUCAUCGAGUGAGCGUUCAAUCAUUGCCUACUAUGGAAGAUCAGCCGAUCGCAGUUCAUUGCCCAAUUGGAUAUCAUUUGACGGUGAGGAAUUGACAUUUUCCGGUACGGUUCCACAUGUCACUUCUGAGAAUGCACCAUCAUUUGAAUAUGGUUUCAGUUUUAUUGCUAGUGAUUACUAUGGCUAUGCUGGCGCUUCCAGUAUUUUCAAAAUUGUUGUUGGUGGACAUCAACUAGAAACUGACUUGAAUAGUACAAUCAAGAUUAAUGGGACUUUUGGACAAGAUGUCGAUGAAUUGGUGCCUGUAAUGUCACGCGUUUAUCUCGAUGGUGAAUCAAUCUCCAAGGAAAACAUUUCCGAAGUUGAUGCUGAGAAUUUGCCGGGAUACUUAUCAUUUAAUGAUGAAGAUUACACCAUUACUGGAAUUUUUCCCAACACUUCAACGUUUGAUAAUUUCUCGAUCACAGUGAGGGAUACUUAUGGAAAUACGGUGGACUUGCCAUACUCCUUUGCCGCCAUUGGAUCUAUAUUUACCAUUGAUUCAUUGGAUGAUGUUAAUGCAACCAAAGGUGAAUGGUUUCUGUAUCAAAUCAUGAAUUCGAUAUUUACAAAUGUCAAUGAGACAGAAAUCAAUGUCGAUUAUGGUGAUGCAGAUUGGAUUUCAUACCACGAAAACAACAAGACCUUAAAUGGAAUGACGCCCAAAAAUUUUGAUAAGCAAAAGGUCACAAUCAAAGGGCAAUUAGACUCUGAAGAUGAAGAAAAAAGUUUCAACAUCAAGGGAGUUAAUAAACAUGUCACCUCUAGCUCAUCAAGCUCAAGUUCAACAGCCACCUCGUCUUCAUCGUCAGGUACAGCACCUGCAACGGCUUCAGCCACUAAUGACGCAAGUAAUGCCACAUCUACAUCUGGAGCAUCAUCACACAACUCACACAAGAACCGAGAUUUGGCUAUUGGACUUGGUGUAGGUAUCCCAGUGUUUGUCCUUUUAGUAGCUGCAUUAAUCAUCUUUUGCUGUUGUUACAAGAGAAGAAAAAGCAAGCAAGAAUCAGAUGAUGAAAAGGGAACCGUUUCCUCAAAUACAACACAAGUUCCAGGUGGUGGUACUGGUGGUGGUAUCAAGGGUGCAGCUGCAGCAGGUGGUGUUGCAGGUGGUGUCGCAGCAGCAGCCACUGCUACCGGAGCUUCUACUUUCCCAAUUGAUCCAAAGAAUGAAUCACAAGUCAAUUUAAUGAAAUUAGAGGGUAUUUCAGCCAACUCGUCAUCGUCAUCUUUGACCCAUGUUGACACUAAUGAGUCUUUUUACGACACCCAUGAACAACCAAUACUGAAGAGUUGGCGAGCAAAUACCGAUUCCGAUGACAAAGCAGUUGUCACACCAGCAAACCUAACCAGAAAUAGUGAUGCUUCGUUGUCAACAGUAAACACUGAGCAAUUGUUUUCGGUACGAUUAGUUGACGACUAUACUCAACGUGAUUCAGAGCUUUCAUCGGCAAAUAAUGCGUUUAUGAGCAACAAUUCUUUGAAUGCAUUACUCCAACGUGAUACUUCCUCACAAAAUAUUCAUCGCUUAGAUUCGGAUGGAAACAUUGUGGAGUAUAACACAUUGGCGCCUACAUCAUCACCCGAACGAAUGCCGAACCGAUUACCUCAUUCUUCAUCGCAGUUGGAUAUCGUACCUGAAGAGAAUUCUCGCGAUUUGUCAAAUAGAGAAGAUACUACUGGAUCAAUUAGCAACUUGUUGCACAAAUUUGAUCAAGCAUCAUCGGGAUCUGAUGAGGCAGCAGUAUCAUCACCUUCACCAUCACCACAACCGCCAUUACCUCAAAACCAAUCACCUACAUUUUUGUUUGAGUUCAGCAAUCCCGAUUUGGAAUCACCACAAUCAGACAAUUUUCUUCUUCAUGAUAAACAAAUGAACAACAAUACUAAUUACAGCAAUAAUCAUUUAUCGGCAUCAUCACCUUCAUCAUCACCUAUUCGUCAAAGACACUUGCUUCCAACAACUUCGAACAACAACAUGACUCAAAACCCUCAUCAUUCGGUACUCACUCUUGAUUCACUCUCAUCGGAAAAGUUCAUUUACGAUGGCAAACUACGUCCUGCUGACAGCUUAUCACCAGUGAAAAACUUGUGCUCGAGAACAAGUUCUGGCUCGUUGCUCAGUGGAGGAGGUCGUGGUAGUAGAACUGGUGCCGGUGCUGGAAGUGACGGUCGUGAGAAUGGAGCUGCUACUUUAGUUGAUUUUACUCGAAAGGCAAGUUUAAGGGAUUCUUCUUAUGAGCCCGACUAUACUCAUCGUGAAGAAUCUGCCACUUUGCAUCACGAUGAUAGUGAUUAG
Lodderomyces parapsilosis is the source of this 2841-nucleotide messenger RNA. It is a transcript of the gene AXL2, whose product is annotated as Axl2p. Gene Ontology annotation, cellular component: membrane. Gene Ontology annotation, molecular function: calcium ion binding. Lineage: Eukaryota; Fungi; Ascomycota; Pichiomycetes; Serinales; Debaryomycetaceae. The transcript has a single exon. The coding region runs from base 1 to 2841 and encodes 946 amino acids. The record is from RefSeq and is a predicted model, not a curated record.